CAAGUUGUUUUUAUCAUUUGAAAGCGUUAGUUUUCUAAUAUUUCUCUAGGUCCAUGAUUGGUUGGCAUUUUCUCUUCUUUUUCUUUGUGGGGUUUUAAUUAUUAAAAAUAAGAUUCUGCAGAUUCUUUCUUCUUCAUUGCCACUUUUUUCAUUGAGCUCCUCUGUCAUGGCUUAAUUGGAUUCUUGAUCACUUUUACAACAGAGGGGCUCGGCUCAGUUCGGUUCGGUUUUGAAGAUGUAUGUAGUGGACAGUAAAGGAGGAGCGAUAGCAUGCAUGCUGCUAGCGCUCCUCUUCUUAGGAACCUGGCCCGCCAUUCUAACGCUGUUAGAACGACGUGGCCGGCUUCCUCAACACACUUACCUUGAUUACACAAUCACCAAUCUUUUGGCUGCUGUCAUAAUUGCUUUCACUUUUGGGGAAUUUGGUCAUUCUAAUGAUGAUAUGCCUAAUUUCCUAGACCAGCUUUCUCAGAAUAAUUGGCCGAGUGUUCUAUUUGCAAUGGCGGGCGGGGUAGUUUUAAGCCUCGGGAAUCUGUCAGCACAAUAUGCUUGGGCGUUUGUCGGUUUAUCAGUAACCAACGUGAUCACCGCAAGUAUUACUGUCGUUAUAGGUACAACUAUGAAUUACUUUUUAGACGACAAGAUCAACAGAGCCGAGAUACUUUUCCCAGGCGUUGCCUGUUUCUUGAUUGCCGUUUGUCUUGGAUCAUUGGUUCACGCGUCCAACGCCAAAGAUAACCGAGCAAAGCUUGAUAGACCAGAAGUUAUUCCCAUAAGUGGAAAAGGAUUGAUUAGUAACGCAUCACACACGAGUUCAAGUAACAAAGCAAAAGCAGGAACUGCCAAAUUCCUUAUUGAGCUCGAGAGCCGAAGAGCAAUCAAGGUGUUUGGGAAAAGCACAUUGAUCGGUUUGGCCAUAUGUUUCUUUGCGGGAAUUUGUUUCUCUCUCUUCUCGCCGGCAUUUAACCUUGCAACCAACGACCAAUGGCAUACAUUGGACGAUGGUGUCCCUCAUCUAAGCGUCUACACAACUUUUUUCUACUUUUCUUGCUCGUGUUUUGCGAUUGCAAUAAUCUUGAACAUUACGUUCCUUUACCGCCCUGCGUUCAACUUGCCUCGAUCUUCAAUCAGGGCGUAUUUGAACGACUGGGACGGUCGAGGCUGGGCGUUUCUGGCUGGAUUUUUGUGUGGGUUUGGGAACGGUCUACAGUUUAUGGGAGGCCAAGCCGCUGGUUAUGCUGCAGCUGAUGCGGUUCAGGCACUUCCACUUGUGAGUACGUUUUGGGGCGUGCUCCUUUUUGGUGAAUACCAUAAAUCGUCCAGGAGAACCUAUGUACUUCUUGUAGGCAUGCUGUCCAUGUUUAUUGUGGCCGUUGGAGUUCUAAUGGCGUCAUCUGGACAACGAAGAUAUUAACAAGUUACCUUAUAAGUAUCAAAAGGAAAAUAUGUUAUGCUGCAAGCCUGCAAGUUUACUAUCACUACUGUAUAAUCAAACAUUGUACUCAAUAUAAAAACAUUAAAGUUACAAAUGCAAGAAAUUUUAACCUUGUUAUCAAAA
Helianthus annuus (common sunflower) is the source of this 1558-nucleotide messenger RNA. Its product is annotated as ureide permease 1. The transcript is spliced from 7 exons. The record is from RefSeq and is a predicted model, not a curated record. Gene Ontology annotation, molecular function: allantoin:proton symporter activity; uracil:monoatomic cation symporter activity. Gene Ontology annotation, biological process: nitrogen compound transport. Gene Ontology annotation, cellular component: membrane. NCBI's taxonomy places the organism in Eukaryota, Viridiplantae, Streptophyta, Magnoliopsida, Asterales, Asteraceae. Bases 236 to 1414 code for a protein of 392 amino acids.